CCAUUCCUUGGAAAUAUGAGCUCUCCAUACAGCUCUAAUAAUCACGACGUCCUCACCGGAAUUCUUUCCUCUUGCCCUCUAUUGUAAAAAAAUUACAACCUUUUCAUUCCUAUUCAUCAACUGCAAACAGAAACCAUGGUGGCCACUGUCACACUCCAAGGAUGGCGGGCCUCGAUGUUGACGCGAUUCCGGUCCUGCAUCACCUCCGUCCCAGCACACCGUGGCGCGGGCGCGAGGAAGCUACGCGUGGCCCCUCGAUCCUUCUCCUCGUCGUCUCUGGUCCCAGAGAAGAACAAGAUUGUCGACCUGCGGAGCGACACCGUGACGCUUCCGUCACAAUCGAUGAUCCAGACGUCGCUGUCGGCGGCGCUCGGCGACGACGUCAUGGGGGAGGACCCGACCGUUUUGGAACUGGAAGGAUUCAUGGCGGACAAAUUCGGAAAGGAGAAGGGUCUAUACGUUCCCACGGGUACCAUGGCCAAUCUCGUGGCACUGCUGAGCCACUGUGACAGAACGAGGGCAUCGGAAAUCAUUAUUGGGUCGGGGUCGCACAUCAAUUUGUGGGAAGGAGGGAAUGCUUCGUCCAUUGGAGGCAUCCACACCCGACAGGUCAAAGAGGACGACGACACGGCAGAAUUGCUCGAAGACGACAUCCUCGAUUGCGUGCGGCACGGGAGGGACGACCACUGGCCCGUGACGUCGCUCGUCUGUCUCGAAAACUCGCACAACAUGUGCGGGGGCGUCGCGCUGCCCAAGGAGUACUUUGAUCGGAUAGGACGGCUGGCGCACGGCCCAAAAAUGGGCAACGUCGGCGUGCACGUCGACGGCGCCCGAAUCUUCAACGCGUCCGUGGCUCUGGGCACCAGCGUCGGGGACCUCUGCGAACACGUGGACAGCGUUUCCGUUUGUCUCUCCAAGGGCCUGGGUGCACCACUGGGAAGCGUUCUCGUCGGCGGGGAAUCCUUCAUCGAGCUGGCCAAGCGUGCCCGCAAGCGAUGCGGGGGGGGCAUGCGACAGGUCGGCGUGGUGGCCGCGAUGGGCAUGUUUGCCGUGGAACACAACGUAGAGCGCCUGGCAGAGGACCACGCCCGGGCCAGAAAGGUACGGAAGGCGACGAACAAUCGAUGGAGACAUAGAUGGAUGGGUUAAACGCAGAGGCUGGUUUCCUUUUGAUCCGUUCGUUCUCUCAAGAAGCACUCCAUCUUGUUGUUUUCUCGCCUCUUUUUCACAGAUUGGGCUCGCCCUGAAGGAAUACGGCUGCUACAUGUUUCGCGACGGAAAAAUCGACACAAACAUUGUGUAUUUUGGGCUUCCGGAAACCGCCAACCUGUCCAGGAACGAAUUUGUGGAACGCUUAAAUCGAGACUACGGCGUCAAACUUACCGGUGGAUACAGUAAGGGAGGAAAACUCUUUCGCAUCGUGACACACUUGGACAUCGACGACGAGGGUACAGAUCGCACCAUCGAAGCUAUUGGCUCUCUCCUCGGUGCUUCGUCGUCGUAAAGAUUCAGUUUUCGUUUUGACGAAUGUGAGCUACCAUUUUGUUGGGAUUUUUCGUUCAGAAUCACUACAAGCAACAGCCGGAGAAACACAAAGCGUUUUGCCGUACGAAUCGUUAAAAAUAAUAGACGUACACAUAGCUU
This is a messenger RNA of Pseudo-nitzschia multistriata, 1644 nucleotides long. NCBI's taxonomy places the organism in Eukaryota, Bacillariophyta, Bacillariophyceae, Bacillariales, Bacillariaceae. The record is from the annotation of a GenBank genome assembly.